AUGGGUAGCAUGAUGAAGAACACCUUGCUUCACCUGUGCAUCUUCUUCAUGGCGGUGGCGCUGUCUUCCACGCUGACUCGCCACCAGAACCUCAGAACACCUACGAGCGAAUGCGAGGACAGACGCGACGUUCGCUUAGGCGAGGACAAACGUGACUACGUUCGCUUAGGCGAGGACAAACGUGACUACGUUCGCACGCGACGAGACGUGACGAAAGAGUUGGAGAACUACGACGCGACGACAGACGUGACGAAAGAGUUGGGGAAGAUAGACGCGACGACAGACGUGACGAAAGAGUUGGGGAACUACGACGCGACGACAGACGUGACGAAAGAGUUGGGGAAGAUAGACGCGACGACAGACGUGACGAAAGAGUUGGAGAACUACGACGCGACGACAGACGUGACGAAAGAGUUGGAGAACUACGACGCGACGACAGACGUGACGAAAGAGUUGGAGAAGAUAGACGCGAGGACAGACGUGACGAAAGAGUUGGAGAACUACGACGCGACGACAGACGUGACGAAAGAGUUGGAGAACUACGACGCGACGACAGACGUGACGAAAGAGUUGGAGAACUACGACGCGACGACAGACGUGACGAAAGAGUUGGGGAACUACGACGCGACGACAGACGUGACGAAAGAGUUGGGGAAGAUAGACGCGACGACAGACGUGACGAAAGAGUUGGAGAAGAUAGACGCGACGACAGACGUGACGAAAGAGUUGGGGAAGAUAGACGCGACGACAGACGUGACGAAAGAGUUGGAGAACUACGACGCGACGACAGACGUGACGAAAGAGUUGGAGAAGAUAGACGCGACGACAGACGUGACGAAAGAGUUGGCGAAGAUAGACGCGACGACAGACGUGACGAAAGAGUUGGAGAACUACGACGCGACGACAGACGUGACGAAAGAGUUGGGGAACUACGACGCGACGACAGACGUGACGAAAGAGUUGGAGAACUACGACGCGACGACAGACGUAACGAAAGAGUUGGGGAACUACGACGCGACGACAGACGUAACGAAAGAGUUGGGGAACUACGACGCGACGACAGACGUGAAAGCCGCCUGGAUGAAAGCCGCCUGGAUGAAAGCCGCCGCAAUGAACGUGUCGGGGAACAGCACCGCAACGAUCGCAGGGAUGGAAGAGAGUUCAUACUUUCUCCAAAGACACUCGGCAUGGUGGAGAUGAGAAAGAUUGACGACCAAGGCGCCCAUGAUGGUGACCACUUCAUUAGCGACAAGCUUCCAUCUGCUGCUACCUUCCUAGGUGGCGCUCUGUUCGCACUCAGCGCUGCAGGGGUGCUGCCCUCUAAGUUAGCCUUCGCCUGAG
Messenger RNA from Priapulus caudatus, 1341 nucleotides. RefSeq lists its product as uncharacterized. Bases 1 to 1200 code for a protein of 399 amino acids. The record is from RefSeq and is a predicted model, not a curated record. The transcript has 7 exons. NCBI's taxonomy places the organism in Eukaryota, Metazoa, Priapulida, Priapulimorpha, Priapulimorphida, Priapulidae.